AUGGACGCACAGCGACCGGGUUCUCAGAAGCUCCCCGCGGGAUUGGCAGGGGUUCUGAACCCGGACGAGAACCGCGACUCGGCCUACUUUUCCAGUACGGAUGCCUCGAGCAAGCACAACUCUGCCGCCUCAGGCAUGGGCAGCAAUGUCCUCAGUCCCACUGGCUCAGGGUACCAAUCCUCGCUGGCGGACAAGACGCCUUCACCUGUCACCGCCAACCUGGUGCCCCAACCUCUGGUGUCACCUGCGCAGACCAACAUGAGCGUUGCUUCUAUGGUUUCACCGACGACGGCCGCCAGCACCGACCCGCGUCGGUUCGAGCGUCCGACAUCACUGGACUCGGGCAUGGCCCACGACAUGAUGAGUUCCGGCUCUCGCAGAGAGAGCGUCGACAGCAGGAUAAACCAGGGUUUUCACGACAUGCGAUUGGGCGGAAAUUCUCCCUACGCGAGCCACAACCAGUCGACGACGUCGAUACAAAACACCCUUAACCAGCAGCGCAACCCCCGCAAUGGCCUUGACAACCUCUCAGUACACCGCAUCUCCAACGGCUACCAGCCUAGCAACGACAGAAACCCUGAGCAUCCCAAGACCAUCCGGACCGCUCCAGCCAUCACCGGUCCCGCGACGAGUAAUAUUGCCAGGGCACCCGAGCCCACAAAGGGUCAGGCAUGGGCGUUCCCCGAGGAGGACAUCCAGCGGAUCGGUCCGCACGACACAUAUCUCGACUCCAGGCGAAGUAGUAUUGCCGAGUCGAUAGCCAGCAGCCAGUUUACUACAGAAUCAAGAUUGCCACCCGGCCAGAGGCGCUUGGACGAACCCGCCGACUUCAAUAACCGCCUGUCGAGCACAUCUUCGGAAUUCCCUCCCGUACAUCACCACUCCCUCCAACAUAAGCAGAUCGGGGACCUCCGUGAUGACGAUGCCGCCUCGCGAACCGGCUCCCAGCCGUAUAGCCGCACACCCGAGCUUCGCAAGAGCCACAAGUUGGCGGAGAGGAAGAGAAGAACGGAAAUGAAGGAGCUUUUCGACCAGCUGCGCGAUCUGAUGCCACAGGAGCGAGGUUCUAAGGCAUCUAAGUGGGAAAUACUCACCAAAGCAAUCUCGGAGCAUCAACGAAUGGCUGAAGUCAUGCGAAUUGUGCAGUCGCAAAACACAACUUUGGCCCAAGAGAAUGAUGGCCUUCGACAGGACAACCAUAACCUGCGCAUCGAUAUUCAGCGUCUUCAAAGCGAGUUGCACAACACGCGGCUACAACAACCUCCGGCAGGCCAGGCGUCAGCUCAAUCGCAAGCCGCGCCGCCGGCGCCACCGCCGGCGGCGGCGGCAUACCAGACAGAUCCCUACGCGAAUCGUCGUGAGUUGCCACCCAUUCGGGGCUUGAACGGCAACAUGCCCAACGGACCCGACUCGAUGACGGGCGUCCAAUAUGAAGCCCCCCGGAUAAAUGGCUACCGCCCCGAGAGGUACUGA
Molecule: messenger RNA, 1473 nt
Organism: Colletotrichum higginsianum IMI 349063
Lineage: Eukaryota; Fungi; Ascomycota; Sordariomycetes; Glomerellales; Glomerellaceae
Product: Helix-loop-helix DNA-binding domain-containing protein
Exons: 3
Coding region: 1-1473 (490 amino acids)
Biological process (GO): positive regulation of transcription by RNA polymerase II
Cellular component (GO): RNA polymerase II transcription regulator complex
Molecular function (GO): DNA-binding transcription factor activity; protein dimerization activity
Source: RefSeq, a predicted model, not a curated record